GUCGUCCCCGCUUUAAAGACACUCUUCUUAAGGAAACUCCCCGCUAUAAAGACACAUUAUUUCCCCAGAACAUGGUGCCCCGCAGAUGUACAAUAAUAUAGGGGGGUAGCGUUUCCACUAUGCGGCCCCCCAAAAAAAAUUUGCUGGGGCAGCAAAUCUGUAAGGCAUUGUAACAUCGACAGCGGUCUGCUGCAGCCCGCACUACUGCGUGUGGGUAUGGAGAGAUUCCUCCCAUCUGCUGGCGAGUCGUCAGCUGCCGGCUUGAGGCCAUGUGGCGAACCCACGUGCCAGCAAAAGUCUCAACUCGUGUCAGCGGUUCACCAGUGCCCGUGCGGGCGAUCCAUGCACGCGUUUUGUGGUCGGGGCAUCGGAGAGGAAGGCUACGGACAGCAGAGAGAGUGCUCGGAUUGCCAGAAGAGCAAAGGUGGAGACCAGGCUGGCAGCAGCAGCAGUCCCAUGGAAGUGGAUGCCGAAGAAAAUGAGCAGGACAGCCGCAGGGGCUGCCGGGGCCUGAGCGACGCAGGCCAGGCAACAAUGCUGGAUGUGACGGAGAUCCUUUCGCAGAAGUGGGAGAGCUUCUCGGACCAGACUGUUGUCAGGUGCUGGCUCAAGGCCACCAUUCUUCCUAGGGAGCACGAGAACGCGCUCAAGGGCAGAGACACGCGGCUGGACCGAGAAGACAAGGAAGCGGCCGCCUUGGACGACCUUUGCGAUAUGGUCAAGAAGAUGUCCUUGCCGGAGAGUGCCAAGGACUUGGACGCUAGGUCCAUGCCGCGAGUGUUGUCGGACAACUUGUUCGUCGAGAGCACCUCCGGCCUCACUGAACAAGAAGUGCGGAGCGCAGUGAGCACGUGGCUUAGUGUAGAGGACGAUGAAGAGGUCUUGAGGGAAGAGGUAGAACUCGAGAUGGAAGAGGUAACGGAGAACAUGUCAAGAGUACACGUCGAAGACGACGUGUCCAGUGAAGAGGAAGACCAGGACGGUAGGCAAGAGUCGUGCAUGACAUCUACGAUUUCAGAGGCCGAGGUUCGCUCUCGUCUCGAGGAUGUCCGCUCCUAUUUGUACGCGAACGGAAGAGACGGCGAGUACAGCGAAACGGUGUACCUUCUUUCGAAGACUGUGCAUUCGUUCACUCAUGAAACUCAAGUCAAGCGAAGAACGAAGGAGGGGGGUGAGGUGCAGGCGACUCUUCGGGAUGUGUGGGCGACGUAGUUUUUGGUGUUUGAGGACAACACACUUGGCAGCCCACAUUCAUUGUUUGGGAUUUUUUUGCCUUUCUCGUGGAGUUAAAUUUUGGCAUUUUUUGUUUUGUGUUUUUGCCUCGUGUUGACCUUUGGGGAAGAGCGGUGUUCUCUUUUCGGUGGGUUUGCCCGAUUUUUUGUAUGUUGUGGUCUGCGCUACCGACCGUUUUCUAGUGUCCCUCAGAUCCCUCUGAGGGGUCGACUGGGUUUGUUUGGUCCCUAUGUGGCAGGUAACUUGCGUGUAUCGUAU
Messenger RNA from Ectocarpus sp. CCAP 1310/34, 1491 nucleotides. The record is from the annotation of a GenBank genome assembly. NCBI's taxonomy places the organism in Eukaryota, Phaeophyceae, Ectocarpales, Ectocarpaceae.